This is a messenger RNA of Myotis myotis, 4723 nucleotides long. It is a transcript of the gene KCNC4, whose product is annotated as potassium voltage-gated channel subfamily C member 4. Lineage: Eukaryota; Metazoa; Chordata; Mammalia; Chiroptera; Vespertilionidae. Gene Ontology annotation, molecular function: protein binding; delayed rectifier potassium channel activity. The transcript is spliced from 4 exons. The record is from RefSeq and is a predicted model, not a curated record. Gene Ontology annotation, cellular component: axon; voltage-gated potassium channel complex; neuronal cell body membrane. Gene Ontology annotation, biological process: protein homooligomerization; potassium ion transmembrane transport. Bases 849 to 2852 code for a protein of 667 amino acids.
UCCCCGGAGCAUCCCCGCCCCCCGGGAUCGGCGCCGCGCAGGACGCCCCGUCCGAGGCCCCCUCUGCCCCGGCGCCGCUCCCGGCCGCCGCCGCCCGGCGGACGCAGGGCCGGAGGCUCGCUCCUGCGGGCGCGCUUGUUUUCCUGCCGCCGCCUCGCCCUGCGCAGCCCCCGCCCGCCAGAUCGCCGCUCCCCGCGCGGCCCCGCCCGCCCUCGGUGCCCGGCGCCGGAUUUAUGAAUGGGGGGAAGAGGCCACAUGCCGCCGCCGCCGCCCCGUGUUGACCGCGCGGAGCCCGGACCCGAGGAGCCCCGGCUGCCGUGAGAGCGUCGGCCCGGCCCCGGAGGACUUGUUGCUGCUGCGCUGCCGCCGCCGCGGGGAAGCCGCCGCUGCCGGGCUCGGUGCGGCCCGAGAGCCGGGGGCGGCCCGAGUGAGUGAGCGCGCGCCCGGAGCCUCGCGGUGCGCCCGGCGGUGCGCCUCCUGGUCUUUGGCGGGUGGUGUCCGGGCGAGUGUCUGAGUGUCCGGUCCUCGCGGGGGAGUGUGUGUGUGCUUGCCCUGCUCUCCCGCACCCCGGCCCCUCGCUGGGGUUCUUGGUUCUCCGUCCCCCCCCCCCCCCGCCUCCCUCCCCGGCGCUGCGUGCCCAAACCCCAACCACCUGUGCACCCGAGAAACCCAACUCCUCCCGCUCGGCGCCCCGGGGGGAGACGGGGGCAGGGCCACGCCGCAGAGGGGGCCGCUGCCGCCUCCUGCCUCCUCGCCGUCUCCUCCCCGCCCCGGUCUGACGCUGCCUCCUCGGGAAGGGUGUUUGGAGGGCAGCGGCCGCCCCAAGCCGAAGCCCCGCAGCGCUUCUUAUGAUCAGCUCGGUGUGUGUCUCCUCCUACCGCGGGCGCAAGUCGGGGAACAAGCCUCCAUCCAAAACAUGUCUGAAGGAGGAGAUGGCCAAGGGCGAGGCGUCGGAGAAGAUCAUCAUCAACGUGGGCGGCACGCGACAUGAGACCUACCGCAGCACCCUGCGCACCCUCCCGGGCACCCGGCUCGCCUGGCUGGCCGACCCGGACGGCGGGGGCGGCCGGCCCGAGUCCGAUGGCGGCGGCGCGGGCAGCAGUGGCAGUAGCGGCGGCGGCGGCGGCGGGGGCUGCGAGUUCUUCUUCGAUCGGCACCCGGGCGUCUUCGCGUACGUGCUCAACUACUACCGCACCGGCAAGCUGCACUGCCCCGCCGACGUGUGCGGGCCGCUCUUCGAGGAGGAGCUCACCUUCUGGGGCAUCGACGAGACCGACGUGGAGCCCUGCUGCUGGAUGACCUACCGGCAGCACCGCGACGCCGAGGAGGCGCUCGACAUCUUCGAGAACCCGGACGGAGGCGGCGGCGCGGGGCCGGGUGACGAGGCCGGCGACGAGGAGCGAGAGCUGGCCCUGCAGCGCCUGGGGCCCCACGAGGGCGGCGCGGGCUCCGGCGCCGGGUCCGGGGGCUGCCGCGGCUGGCAGCCCCGCAUGUGGGCACUCUUCGAGGAUCCCUACUCCUCCAGGGCGGCCAGGGUGGUGGCCUUUGCCUCUCUCUUCUUCAUCCUGGUCUCCAUCACCACCUUCUGCCUGGAGACCCACGAGGCCUUCAACAUCGACCGCAAUGUGACGGAGAUCCUCCGCGUGGGGAACACCACGAGCGUGCGCUUCCGGCGGGAGGUGGAGACGGAGCCCAUCCUGACGUACAUCGAGGGCGUGUGCGUGCUGUGGUUCACCCUGGAGUUCCUGGUGCGCAUCGUGUGCUGCCCGGACACGCUGGACUUCGUCAAGAACCUGCUCAACAUCAUCGACUUCGUGGCCAUCCUGCCCUUCUACCUGGAGGUGGGGCUGAGCGGCCUGUCGUCCAAGGCGGCCCGCGACGUGCUGGGCUUCCUGCGGGUGGUGCGCUUCGUGCGCAUACUGCGCAUCUUCAAGCUCACCCGCCACUUCGUGGGGCUGCGGGUGCUGGGCCACACGCUGCGCGCCAGCACCAACGAGUUCCUGCUGCUCAUCAUCUUCCUGGCGCUGGGCGUGCUCAUCUUCGCCACCAUGAUCUACUACGCCGAGCGCAUCGGCGCCCGGCCCUCCGACCCGCGGGGCAACGACCACACCGACUUCAAGAACAUCCCCAUCGGCUUCUGGUGGGCCGUGGUCACCAUGACGACGCUGGGCUACGGGGACAUGUACCCCAAGACGUGGUCGGGCAUGCUGGUGGGGGCGCUGUGUGCGCUGGCCGGGGUGCUGACCAUCGCCAUGCCCGUGCCCGUCAUCGUCAACAACUUCGGCAUGUACUACUCCCUGGCCAUGGCCAAGCAGAAGCUGCCCAAGAAGCGGAAGAAGCACGUCCCGCGUCCGCCCCAGCUCGAGUCCCCCGUCUACUGCAAGUCCGAGGAGACCUCGCCCCGGGACAGCACCUACAGCGACGCCAGCCCCGCGGCCCAGGAAGAGGGUCUGGUGGAGAGGAAGCGGGCAGAUUCCAAGCAGAACGGAGACGCCAACGCCAUGCUGUCGGAUGAGGAGGGGGCGGGCCUCACCCAGCCCCUGGCCUCUGCCCCGACCCCCACGCCGGAAGAGCGCCGGGCCCUGCGCCGGUCCGGCACCCGAGACAGAAACAAGAAGGCGGCCGCCUGCUUCCUGCUCAGCGCCGGGGACUAUGCCUGCGCCGACGGGAGUGUCCGGAAAGGCCGUGAAAAGUCCAGGAGUCUAAGCAACAUAGCCGCAGCAGCCGGAGCCAGUCUGGGGCUGUCUCCAUUGGCACCCCGAUACAGCUCGCCCUACUCUCCAAGAAAGCUCCUGCUCUCCCUCCCUCCGCACCCCCUCACCAGCCCGCCGCCUGGACACUCGGCCCCUUAGCUGCACCGGCCCUCCCGCCCCUGGGCCCGCACACACAGGGAGCCACUCUCGUGCCCGCCGGCCCGCUCCUGGGGCCUCAGGGAGCCGGGUGGAUGCAGGAGAAUCCAGGCCCCUGAGCCUCUCCCCACAGCACCCCGCUCCCCACGAUGCUCAGGUUUGGGUCCGAGGGCCGAGGAGAUCACUCUCAGGGCCCCCCAUCCUGAGCGGGAGGGGCGGCACCCCCAGGACCUGUGUCUCUGAGUCCUGCCCUCCCCCACACAGUCCCACCUUAACCAAAUACAUCUCCAUUCCUCGGGGCCUUCAACCAGUAACCAAACAGCUGGCAACCAGUGUCUCUGUCUGUCUGUCUGUCUGUCCAUCCCACACCCAGAGCAGCAAGGACUAAGGCUGUCGCAUGAGCAUCUCUGCUGUGGCCGGGGGUGCGGGGAGGCCCUCCCCCCCGGGGGACACCCACACCCCAUCUGCGCCCCCGCCUCGGCCCCUCUCUCCACGCUGCUUUCCUCUGCUUCCAAGCUGUUGCCUCCCCUCCCCCUCAGCGCCUCACUGCCAGCCCAGCCCCUGCCCGCCUCGCUCCCACCAGCCUUGCGCUCCGUGUUGCUGCCAGAACCGGAGACUCAUCUAAUUUCUCUAAUUAAGUGUAUUCAUUUACCUAACGAGCCAGGAGCACAACAGGGUUGUAAGUCACUGUGAGCAGGGCUGCACCUUGGCAGGGACAGCUGAGGGGUAGUGGGGGGACAGAGCUACCCUGCCCGCCACUCAGGCAGGGGCCACCCUGGACUGCCCGGGGAGGAGGGGCAGGGGGGGAGCCGAGCCGCAGGGCCCGUCCCCAGCAGUGGGCAGAGCAAGGCCCUCAGGCCGGCCCUCCACAGCCAGGGCCAGCCCAGGGCUCCCUGUUCCACCUGAUGGGAAUGAGAGCUGACAGGGGAGCCGUGCGCCUGGCAAUUUUUAGAGUCAGAUUAUGCAACUUGGUUGCGGGAGUGACUAAGAAGGGCCGCGUCUGCUGCCUCCAGGGUGGGCAGGGAUGGGUGUGGCAGGACUGGGAGCCAAGGUCAGCUCGCUCCGGACCGGGAGCACCCCCUUGGCGUCUCCAGCCCUGGGCAGGCUCGGGGUGUGCCUUCCAGAAGGUCUGUUCCUUGUGGGGGCUGGGAGAGCCCAGCCCUGCUGUGGUCUCGGGGAGCCGCCUGCCACUGGCUCUCACUGGCUCUCCCCUAAGAGUGGAGAAGACACAGGGGACCCAUGGGACCACCCUUAAGAGGGAGCAGGUCCCUUUCAGGGACAGGGACAGGGACCGGACAGCCCUGGGCUCUGGAUGGAGACGCCAGGGACCUUCUCCCUCGGGGCCGGGUGCGAGGGCCCAGCUGCUCCUUCACGGGGACGGGCUGGUCCUGCCCCGCAGGGCUCCCUGGCACCUGGCCCCCGGGCCUGGCUCUGCCGGGGACGUGACGAGCUGGGCGUCCGGUUUAGCACGGGCGCCGCGGCUAUUUUCUCCUCUGCCUGGCGCUUCUGGUUCAGGGAGCUGAGGCGGCUAUUUCUGUGGCGGCCGUCCCCUGAGUUGUCAGGAGCCCAAGUUUCCACGGCACCCACCGCCCCCUUUCCUCCCACGGGGAUGGGCAUGCUCACGGCGCCCCGGUGGUGGGCACAGAUGUCCCUGGGCGACGGGAGGCAGGAGUGCCAGGCUGGAGCCCCUAGUGCCUUGGGAGAGGGGCUCCCCCACGUCCCUCCCGGCCCCCUGGCUUCUGUAGGGGAGACCCUGACCCAGCGCCUGGCCAAUGGAGAGCCGCGCAGGUGUCUGCCCCUCUCGCUCUCAGCACCUCAGCCUCCGGGGGCCCUGGGGAAGGCAAAGCAGGUUCUGGAGCCGACAGAGACCCUGG